Messenger RNA from Drosophila melanogaster (fruit fly), 8161 nucleotides. RefSeq names its product fatty acid synthase 2 (gene FASN2). Gene Ontology annotation, biological process: monocarboxylic acid metabolic process; fatty acid biosynthetic process. The transcript is spliced from 7 exons. The coding region runs from base 273 to 7505 and encodes 2410 amino acids. The record is from RefSeq and is marked reviewed. Lineage: Eukaryota; Metazoa; Arthropoda; Insecta; Diptera; Drosophilidae. Gene Ontology annotation, molecular function: phosphopantetheine binding; acyltransferase activity; fatty acid synthase activity.
CUUGUUCAGUCUGUCUGCGCAACAAGUCGGAUCUAUACGUGCCCACCAAAAGGAUAUACAACCACACCCAACUAGAAGGACCUACUAGCCCAGCUGACAUCCUGGUUGUCCCGCAAAACGCACGGCACAUUCGAAAAGGAUACGCGAUCAGUGAACCCAAGUGAAUAAGGUGCCGUCCAAAAACGAUACGAUCCGAAUUAGUGGCAUACGAAAUAUCCUUGUAUAUUUGGGCCCUCAUACAGACUGAGCCAGAACAAAGAAAAAACGCCGAAAUGCCGAGCAGGAAGAAAGCCCAGGGGGAAUCGGCCGCUGGUGAGGAUGCGGACAUUGUGAUCUCGGGACUUUCCGGGAAGCUGCCGGAGAGCAGCAACAUCGAGGAGUUCAAGUACAACCUGCUCAACGGCAUCGACAUGGUCACAGAUGAGCCGCGCCGUUGGGAGGCAGGCAUCUAUGGACUCCCCGAGCGUAUGGCCAAAAUGAAGGACUCCGAUCUGGAGAAGUUCGACGACAAGUUCUUUAGCGUCCACCAGAAGCAGGCGGAGCUGAUGGACCCCUGCAUGCGGAUGCUGCUGGAGCUGACCCACGAGGCGAUCAUCGAUGCGGGCAUCAAUCCCGUACAGCUGCGCGGCAGUCGGACGGGCGUCUACAUAGGCCUGUCCUUUGUGGAGACGGAGCACGAGAUCCCCAACAUGGAGCCGAGCAGUAUCAACGGCUACUGCCUGACGGGCUGUGCGCGUGCCAUGUUCGCCAAUCGCAUCUCCUACACGUUCGACUUCAAGGGGCCCAGCUUUAUCGUGGACACCGCAUGCUCCAGCUCGCUGGUGGCCCUUAACCACGCCUUCGCGGACAUGCGGGCGGGUCGCUGUGAUUACGCCCUGGUUGCGGGCGUGAAUCUCAUCCUAAAGCCCAUCUUUGCCCUCCAGUUCCUCAGGCUGGGCAUCGUGAGCCACGACGGCUCCUGCAAGACCUUCGAUGCGGCGGCCAACGGCUAUGCCCGGGCGGACACCUGCGCCGUUGUGCUGCUCCAGAGGCGUAAGGAGGCCAAGCGGGUGUACGCCAGCAUCCUAAAUGUUCGGACCAAUACGGACGGAUUCAAGGAGCAGGGCGUAACCUUCCCAGACGGCCGCAUGCAGCAGGCCCUGCUGGAGGAGACCUACAGCGAGAUCGGCCUCAAUCCGGACGAGGUGGUCUACGUGGAGGCACACGGCAGCGGCACACCGGUGGGCGAUGACCAGGAAGCCAACAUGCUGAGCAACUUCUUCUGUCGCCCCUCGCGAUCCACUCCGCUGCUUAUUGGCUCAGUGAAGUCGAACAUGGGUCACGCGGAGCCAGCCUCGGGAGUGAGUGCCCUGGCCAAGAUGAUCAUCGCCAUGGAGGAGGGCAUUAUUCCGAAGAAUCUGCACUAUCGCACGCCCAAUCCUUCGGUUCCGGCUCUGGUCGAGGGUAAGCUUAAGGUGGUGGAUCGCAAUCUUCCCUGGCAGGGUGGCAUUGUGGGUCUGAACUCCUUCGGCUUUGGAGGAGCCAAUGCCCAUGUGGUACUAAAGUCGCACACUAAAGCCAAAGAGCCUAAGGCAUGCCCGAAGGCUGGGGAGGCCGAACAGUCCCUGAGUCUAGUUACCUGUUCUGGCCGCACGGAGGAUGCAGUGAAUCAGUUGCUGAAAGUUGCCACCGAGCAGAGGCACGAUCAGGAGCUGCUGACCCUCAUCAAUGACAUCCACUCACAUCCUAUUCCCCUGCAUCCGUUCAGGGGAUACGCUGUUCUCGGUACCAGCGGAUGCGUUAAGGAGGAGGUGCUGCCCUACGAGGAGGAGGAGCGACCCAUCUGGUUCGUCUACGCCGGCAUGGGCAGUCAAUGGGCCAGGAUGGCUAAGGAUCUCAUGCAGCUGGAGGUUUUCCGGAACUCCAUACAGCACUGCGCCGAGGUUCUGGCCCAGGUGGACUUUGAUCUUAUAGACGUGCUUACCCGUUCCACGGAGCGAACCUUUGACAAUAUGCUCUACUCCUUUGUCUCCGUGUCCGCCGUGCAGGUGGCGUUGACAGAUCUUCUCCGGGUGCUGGACAUACGACCAGAUGGAAUCAUUGGCCAUUCGGCUGGUGAGCUGGGGGCAGCCUACAUGGACGGAUGUCUAACGGCGGAGCAAACAGUUCUGGCCGCCUAUUGGCGCGGCAGGAGCGUCCUGGACACUCCGGACUUGCCGCGCGGAAAGAUGGCUGCUGUAGGUUUGAGCUGGGAGCAGAUCGGAUCACAGAUCCCAAAGGAUUGCUAUCCGGUGUGUCACAACAGUGAUGACAAUUGCACGGUCUCCGGGCCACCGUCAUCCAUGGACGCGAUGAUAGAGGACCUCACGGCAAAGGGAAUUUUCGUGAGAGAGGUUGGCUCUGGAGGCUAUGCUUUCCACAGUCCGUACAUUGAAGGAGCGGCUCCCAUGCUGCGUAGAAGUCUGGAGCGACUGAUCACGGAGCCCAAGAAGAAGAGUAUUCGAUGGCUUAGUACUAGUGUGAAAGAAGCGGAGUGGGACUCGGAGAAAAACCACCUGGCAUCGGCUGGCUACUUUAUAAACAACCUCAUAUCCCCCGUGCUCUUUCAUCAAGCUGUCAAGCGGAUUCCCCAAAACGCUCUCAUCGUGGAGAUCGCACCCCAUGGACUCUUCAGGGCGAUUCUCCGAUCCUUAAGUCCGCAGAUUAGCUAUGUGAGUCUGAUGCAGCGAGGUCAUGCCAAUAACUUUGAGUUCUUGCUGAGCCAGUUGGGCAGACUCUACGCUGCCGGAGGGCAGCCGCAGAUCCUGAAGAUCUCCCCUUCCAUCCCCUAUCCCGUUUCCCGUGGCACUCCCAUGCUGGGCUCCUUAGUGGGCUGGGAUCACACACAGAAGUGGAACUACCCCAAGUUCAAGGGCGGCAGACAGGCGGGACAGCUUAGUGUGGAGCUAGAUUUGGGCAAGGAGGAAAACGUCUAUCUAGCGGGGCACACGAUCGACGGCAGAGUCUUGUUCCCCGCAACCGGCUACAUGACCCUGGCCUGGAUGAGUCUGGCCCAACAGCAGGGAUUGGACUACUUGCGCACGCCCGUGCUAUUCGAGGAUGUGGUCUUCCAUCGGGCCACGAUCCUUAGCGUGGGCACUGUGGUAAAACUAACACUCAACUUCUUUCCGGGCAGCAGCUCCUUUGAAAUCUGUGAAGGCACAAGCCUGGUGACAUCGGGCAAGAUCCGUCUGGUGAGCAAUGUGCAGCAGGAGCAGCUUCAGCUGUCAUCUCUACCGGGAAUCGCCGGCUCCAACAAGCUGAGCACCAAGGACAUUUACAAGGAGCUAAGACUUAGGGGCUACGACUACACUGGUGUUUUCCAGGGCAUUUUGGAGUCGGAUAUUUCGGCGGUGACGGGUCAGCUGCAGUGGGCUGACAAUUGGAUCAGUUUUAUGGACACCAUGCUGCAGUUUCGCAUCCUGAGCAAUGAUAUCCGAGAACUGUACGUGCCCACGGGAAUAGAGAGGGCACUGAUAGAUCCUCUCAAGCACCUGGAGCUGGCAAAGAAGCACCAACAGAAGUUAACUGUCAACUGGCAUCGCAACAUUUCCGUAGUCAAGUGCGGUGGAGUGGAGAUACACAAGAUGAAGACCGCCCAGACCCAAAGGCGUUCUGGUGGCCAAUCUCCACCCAGCUUGGAGCGCUAUAGAUUCUGGCCUCAUUCCCAGCACUUGGGUCAGCGGGAGGAGCAGGAAAAGUCAAGGAGCACAGCUCUAGCGGUGGCCAUUCAAUUGAUCAUCGAGAACAGCGGUGGAGCUGUAAAGCUCAAGGGCGUGGAACUGGCUGGAUCCCGGUCCACUUUGGAUGCGCUGAGUGCCGUCCAGCUUCUCGAGCUGAUCGAAAGGGAACCGAUUCUGGUGGGCGACAUGGCGGUGGUUACCAGCUCCUCCAAUGAAUCCGAACUGGGUGAGCAGCUCAAGGAGCACGGUAUUCGGGUGAUAGUCAAGGAUAUCAAAGCUGGUGCGGUGGAGCAGCAAUGCCAUUUCGUGUACUCUGUGAAUAUGCUAGCCCAGAACUCUGUCAAGGAUCUGCAGCACUGCUUGGAUAGUCUGAAGUCCGAUUCGGGAUUCCUGCUCCUGGAGGAAGCAGCCAGCAGGUAUAACAUUAUAGGAAAGGAGAAGUUGAACAAACUUAAGCUGGUUUCAGUUUUGGAGCAGUUCUUCGGUACAGAUCGAGUGCUUGUCCUAGUCAGAAAACUAUCGAAGGUGCAAUCCAGCCAAGCCCUGACACUUCACCUCACCAAUAAACAGUUCAAGUGGGUCAACGAGCUAAAAAACUCUAUUGCAAAGGCCCAAGCUGAAGAGAAAAACCUCUACUUGGUGGCCCAGGGUGAACCCAAUUCAGGAGCUUUGGGCUUGAUGAACUGCCUGAAGAGGGAAGCUGGAGGGCAUUUCCUACGGCUAUACCUUAUUCUGGAUGAAGGUGUGCCCCAGUUCUCCCUGGACGAUCCCUUCUACGCCGCACAGUUGGCCAAGGAUCUGGUCGUCAAUGUCUACAGAAAUGGAAGCUGGGGUAGCUACCGUCACCUGAAGAUGGAAUCCCGGCCGCCCAUGCUGCCAGUGGAGCAGGCGUAUGUGAACACCCUGGUCAAGGGGGAUCUCUCAUCACUUCGCUGGAUCGAGAGUCCUCGUUCCAGUCCCAUCCAGUCGCAAUUGGAGCCCUGCACCGUUUACUAUGCUCCGCUCAAUUUCCGGGAUGUGAUGUUGGCCUCCGGUAAACUGGGAGUGGAUGCUCUGCCUGGGGAUCUGGCCUACCAGGACUGUGUCCUUGGUCUGGAAUUCGCUGGCAGGGAUUCGUGCGGCCGUCGUGUAAUGGCAAUGGUUACUGCCAAAUCUUUGGCCACCAACUGCUUGGCCAACAGGAAUCUCCUCUGGGAAGUCCCAUCUAAGUGGACCAUGGAGCAGGCUUCGACCGUUCCCUGUGUUUAUGCCACCGUUUAUUACGCUUUGGUGGUCAGGGGCCAAAUGAAGGAGGGUGAAAGGAUCCUCAUCCACGCCGGCUCUGGAGGAGUUGGUCAGGCGGCCAUUUCGGUGGCUUUGGCUCACGGACUGACUGUCUUCACCACUGUGGGCAGCAAGGAGAAGCGGGAGUUCCUGCUGAAGCGAUUCCCCAAGCUGAAAGCUAAGAAUAUUGGCAAUUCGCGAGACACCUCUUUCGAGCAAUUGAUCAUGAGCGAAACCCACGGAAAUGGAGUGGAACUUGUGCUGAACUCUCUCUCCGAGGAGAAGCUGCAAGCCUCCAUUCGCUGUCUGGCUUUGAAUGGCCGCUUCCUGGAGAUCGGCAAGUUUGACUUGAGCAACAACACUCCGCUAGGGAUGUCGGUGUUCCUCAAGAACACCUCCUUCCACGGAAUCCUUCUGGACAGCGUGAUGGAGGGGGAGGAGGAGAUGCAGCUAAUGGUUGCCAAGUUGGUGGCGGAGGGUAUCAAGAGUGGAGCAGUGCAGCCGCUGCCUACCACAGUCUUUGCAGAGCAGGAGAUCGAGAAGGCGUUCCGUUUCAUGGCGUCCGGCAAACAUAUUGGCAAGGUGGUGAUCAAGGUACGUUUGGAGGAGGAACAGCAGGCGGCUCUCCCGCGACUUAGGCAAAUUCAGGCCAUACCGCGCUCCUACAUGCACCCAGAGAAGAGCUACAUCUUGGUGGGGGGACUUGGGGGAUUCGGUCUGGAGCUGGCCAACUGGCUAGUUUCCAGAGGAGCCCGCUUUCUGGUUCUGAGCUCUCGCUCUGGGGUGAAGAGCGGGUACCAGGCCCUGAUGAUUCGUCGCUGGCACGACCGUGGAGUUCAGGUUCAGAUCGAUACCAACGAUGUGACCACCGCUGUUGGCUGCCAGAGACUCCUAGAGGUUAGUAAUAAGCUGGCCCUGGUUGGAGGUAUCUUUAACCUCGCGGCUGUACUACGGGAUGGACUGAUCGAAGAUCAAAGCCCGAAGAACUUUGAAAAGGUAAGUGCACCGAAGCUACUGGCCACCAUACACUUGGACAAGAUCUCCCGGGAAAUUUGUCCUGCACUGGAGUACUUCGUGUGCUUCUCCAGCUUGUCCUGCGGCAGGGGAAACAUGGGACAGACCAACUAUGGACUGGCGAACUCCACGAUGGAAAGGAUAUGCGAGCAGCGGCAGGAAUAUGGUUAUCCGGGCACAGCGAUUCAAUGGGGAGCAAUUGGGGACACCGGACUGAUCAUCGAGCACAUGGGCAACAACGAAACAGUUGUGGGCGGCACUCUGCCGCAGCGGAUGAUCAGCUGUCUGGAGACUCUGGACCUAUUUCUGCAGCAGCCCCAUCCCGUCAUGGCCUCCAUGGUGGUGGCGGAAAAACGCAAGACGGAGCAGGCCAACCGGCUGAGCUUGAUAGCCACGAUCGCGAAUAUCAUGGGACUGAGGGAUGUAAAGAGUGUCUCCGAUAAGACCACCCUCUUCGAUCUUGGCAUGGACUCGCUGAUGAGCACAGAGAUCAAGCAGACGUUGGAGCGUCACUUUGACCUGGUGCUGAGCGCCCAGGAGAUCCGCCAGCUAACCUUUAGCGCCCUGCGCCAGAUAGACGCCCAGGAACCGCCCUCCGCUUCAGUCUCAUCGCCCUCAGCCUCUUCCACCCUAUCAAGGAUCAAGGAGGAGGCCUGCGUGGAGGUCCAGCCCCAGAGCGAUGAGACGCGCAAGGUAUUCGCCAAGGAAGUAUUACCCCAGGAGGUGAUGGUGCGCCUUCGGUCAAAGGCGCCCGUGGCCAGCGAGGAUCCGGCUGUGUUCUUCUUGGCUCCCAUCGAGGGAUUCACAAUAGCCGUGGAGGCGCUGGCCGCCUCGCUCACCUGCCCCGCCUACGGGCUGCAGUGCACGGAGCAAGUGCCCCUGGACUCCAUCGAGGCCUGUGCCGCCUACUAUCUGCGCCAGAUCCAGAAGCUCCAGCCCCUCGGACCGUACCACAUCGUAGGCUACUCCUACGGCUGCCUGCUCGCCCACGCCAUUGCUGUGGCGCUGGAGCAGCGCCGCUUCGGGGUCAAGGUCAUCAUGCUGGACGGAGCGCCCACCAUGGCCAGCGGCUAUGUCCAGGAGGCCAAGAAGCAGACGGACGACCUCAACCGGCAGCAGUCCAUGACGUUGGCCUACUUUGGAGCUCUGCUCGCCGACGUGGAUUACAACCAGGUGCUACUGCAACUCCUCGAUGGAGUCCAGACAUGGCCCUCCAAGCUCGACAAACUAGCAGACACUCUGGCUGGUUACACGCAGCAAACCAGAGAAGUGAUCAAGAAGGCCGCCUGCAUGUUCAAACAGAAGCUGCUACUUUCUGAGAGCUACAAGGGCGCCAAGCAGCUCCACAGCGAUGUGGUCUUGAUCAAGUCGGCCGAGCACAAUGCGAUUAUGGCCCAGGACUAUGGCCUCAAGGAGAUUUGCAGUGCCCAGAUCGACAUGCAUGUGGUGGAGGGUACACACAGGACCUUCCUCAAGGAGCCGCACACUCUACAGAUCAUCGAGCGCGUCCUGCGGAAGCGUCCCUAGUGGAAGGGAAGUAGUUCGUACGAUUAUGCUGAUGAAUUAUCCUGUAGAACUUAAUGUACAUAUACCCUAAUCCUAUCAAUACACGUAGCAAUCGCGCAUUGAUUGUUUAAGAAUAAUGAACGCAUUCAGUACGGUCGAACUUCACUAAUCAGAACAUUGUCUAAUACAAGAUAAUUUUCCAAAUGUAUACUAUCGCGAGGCAUUUCUCACAAAGUAAUUGGCUUAUAAACGAUCGGAGAAGUUCGCUCGUGUUUCCAGUUUUACUCGCGUGGUACUCGCAUGAUUUCCACGAUGAAUCACUACGAUCCGAACAUUCUGACCCGUGCUGGCUGGCUUUAUUGACCCGACUUCGGCGUACCUUUCCAUAAUUGAUAAUGCCGCCCACUCUAUCGCGCUAGUGAUCUCGCCAGACGAUUAAUAAUCGACGAAAAAGUGGUCCGACUAUGGCGGGCAAAUCAAAAUUUCUACAUCUCCGUCACGCACACAACAGCUGACCACUUAUCGCUGUUAAUGCGAAUUUAAGCGCCGCACAGAGUCCAGCAACAAUAACAGAAGUUUACACCAAUAACAGUGGCUUUGGAAAUCCGAAUUAAAAACACCCUGCUGCUGAAAAAAUUUUACGCAGUCUGCUUAAACUAGGACCUUUUUGAAAUAAU